Molecule: messenger RNA, 1942 nt
Organism: Anopheles stephensi (Asian malaria mosquito)
Lineage: Eukaryota; Metazoa; Arthropoda; Insecta; Diptera; Culicidae
Exons: 6
Coding region: 324-1790 (488 amino acids)
Molecular function (GO): oxidoreductase activity
Source: RefSeq, a predicted model, not a curated record
UUUUUAGCACUCGCCACCGUCGUCGGGGAUGCGAAACGGACCUCACUCAAGUUCAACCCUGGUAGAGGUCGCCUACCUUGUUGGGGCGCGAGCGCGAACCUCUUCGCAGUGUGUAUACUACCACAGUACCUAGCGAACGGCGUUCCCGUGUGAAAGUGUACCGAGUUUUGUGUCAAGUUUAACUGGGAGUGCAUUUGGCACGGCUUAUCAGGGUGUAAGGGCGAGCUUCGACUGCUAAACGUUAGUGAUAAGAGUUUUGCCAGAGCUGUACGUGCGUGCGUGUGUGUGCGUGUGUGUGUGGUAGAAGUGCAAUUAAUAACGCGAUGCAUACACCCGUCCGGUGUUUCGUACAUAUCGGCCGCUUCCAGAACCGGAUUUCACGUGGACCGCUGGCGGCGGCGGCGACAAUAACAACACCACCACUACUGCAACCACAAUCAUCGCACGGGUACGCGACAUCUGCUUCCAGCAUUACUGUGCAAACAAGUGCCUCGCAUCGCGGCACGACCAUGAUCGCAUCGACGAUACGUUUGGCGAGGGCUAACAGCGCCAGUACACCAGCAACACCGACACUGGCCGGAAGCUUGUCCACUGCGCUGCGGGAUAAGAGCAACCGAAAACACUGCUGCUGGAAGCAGCUUAGCAACGGACCGACGACUUUCGACCACUCACAACGCCGCAUCAUGAGUUCUAGCGCCGCCGCCGCCGCCGCCACGAAGCAAGGACUGGUAGCCGUCGAGGAAGCGCGCCGUUUCAUGGUGGACUGCUUGGUGCGGUCGAAAACACCGCUAGCCCAUGCCAAACAGCAGGCCGAUCUGCUGGUGGAAGCGGACUACCGGGGCCACUUUAGCCACGGCAUGAACCGGCUCGAGAUGUACAUUAACGAUCUGCACAAGAACGCGUGCAGCGGUGAGGCCGUCCCGACCGUGCUGAACGAAACGCCCGCCACCGCCUGGGUGGACGGGAACAAUGGGCUCGGUGCGGUGGUCGGUAACUUCUGCAUGGAUCUGGCCAUCCGCAAGGCGAAGGAGGUCGGUGUGGGAUGGGUUUGCGCCAAGCGUUCGAACCAUUACGGAAUUGCGGGCUGGUAUACGCUGCGUGCGAUGAACGCGGGCUGCAUCGGUAUGUCGAUGACCAACACGUCACCGCUGGCAAGCCCGACCCGCAGCAAAGAGGCCGCCCUCGGCACGAACCCGAUCUCGGUGGGUGCACCGGGUAAGGAUGGGGAUGGGUUCGUGCUCGACAUGGCUACCACUGCGGUCGCUGUCGGGAAGAUCGAAAUGCAACGGCGCAAGAAUGAACCAAUCCCGGUCGGCUGGGCCCAGGGUCCCGAUGGACAUCCGACAACGGACGCUGGUGUUGCGUUCGACACCGCCUGCCUGAUGCCGCUCGGUGGCACAGAACUAACGUCCGGCUACAAGGGUUACGGGCUCGGCGCAAUGGUGGAAGUGUUCUGUGGCAUACUGUCCGGUGCCAACUAUGCUACCAAGAUACGAAAGUGGACGCAUGCUGGGGCCGAUUCCGAAGCCGACCUGGGCCAGUGCUUUGUUGCCAUCAAUCCGAGCUGUUUUGCACCUGGGUUCGAGGGACGGUUGUCCGAUCUGAACAGUAUCCUGCGCAAUAUGCCAAUGACUGAUCCAGAACAUCCCGUACUGGUAGCGGGUGAUCCGGAGCGACUGCACAUGGCAAAGGUGGAUCGGGACGGUGGACUGCCGUACCAUGUUAAUCAAAUUAAAACCUGCACGGAGCUGUCGGAACGGUUGGGCGUGAAGCCGAUUGAAGUAAUUUAAACCAGAGAGCGGAGCGGUUUUGGCUUUACCAAAAAUUUAUGCAUAUUGUUUUUGCAUUUUCGGGAACCGUUUACGCCGUUGUAUGAGGCACCAUAUCGUGGGAAAUAUGUUCUACACCAAAUAAAAGUAUUAAAACUAUACGCACAAAACCA